AUGAUUUCUAAUCGGAGCGCAAUAUUUGGAACGACAACGUUGUUUGUCAUUAUCUGUUUGCUUGUUCUCCGAGACACAUCACGUCUCGACAACAGUCUUUCUUCCAGUCCCGAUGCCUCUAUCAAGAUUCACACUGCUCAAGAAGGUCAUCCCACGUUGUCGGGCUUCACAAGCGCAUUUUUCAAGGACUACAAUACAAGGAAGCUAAAGGGCAACGCUCGCAUCUACAAUGAGACGCUUGGGUUCGAGAAGAUCUUUGUUGUAUCCUUGCCCGAGCGGAGCGAUAAAAGAGAUGCCUUUUCGUUACAGGCAAGAUUGUCGAAUUUAGACUUCGUGAUGGUCGACGGAGUCAAUGGCGCGGAGGUGUCUGCGAAAGCUCUUCCAUAUACCAUGAACCUUAAAGCUGGCCAGGUCGGUUGUUGGCGAGCAGAGAUGAAUAUCAUACAAGAGAUGGUUGCAAGCAAUAUACAAUCCGCCAUGAUUUUUGAGGACGAUGCUGAUUGGGACGUUGGUCUACGUGCUCAAAUGGCCGAGCUGGCCAGAGGUGCGCGUUGGUUAAGCGGCAAAGAGACGGAAGACGGUCAUCCUCGAUCACCAUAUGGUGAUGACUGGGACCUUCUCUGGGUGGGACAUUGUUCGACCAGACCUCGGAGUGGUGACAACCGCAGAUGGGUCAUACCAAAGGAUCCCACGGUAACUCCUCCAGAUCACCGCCGAGAGUUCGAAAAGCCGUCAAUGGAGAAGUGGGAGACUGGACCGAAUGCCGACAAUCAGACCCGUCUUGUUUUCGUGCCAGAAUGGGGCUCUUGUACUGCCGCCUACGCUCUGUCGCUUCGCGGUGCGCAGAAGAUGCUUUACAGACAAAGUUUGAUGCCCUUCAACAAUCCUAUCGACGAUGGUAUGGGCCACAUGUGUGGUGGUGGUGUUGCCGAAGGUAUACCAUUCAAUUGCAUCGCUCCUUUUCCAGCAAUUGUUGGAGUAUCACGACCUGCCGGGGGCGCGAAUCGAGCAAGCGAUAUUGAAGAUCGCCCGCAAGAUGAUAACGUUGAUAUAUCGUCUCAUUCUGAAGGACUGGUCUUCCCUGUCAGACAAAACAUCGAUCGACUACUUCGACAGGAGAUGGAGUUUGUCAGUGAAUUUCCUGAUGUUACAGGAGCAAAGCUGCAUCUCGCCAACAUCACAAGCGCUAGAGGUCAUGGUGAGUAUCUUGACUAG
This is a messenger RNA of Aureobasidium pullulans EXF-150, 1215 nucleotides long. RefSeq lists its product as uncharacterized. NCBI's taxonomy places the organism in Eukaryota, Fungi, Ascomycota, Dothideomycetes, Dothideales, Saccotheciaceae. The coding region runs from base 1 to 1215 and encodes 404 amino acids. The record is from RefSeq and is a predicted model, not a curated record. The transcript has 4 exons.